Messenger RNA from Haplochromis burtoni (Burton's mouthbrooder), 4526 nucleotides. RefSeq names its product CCR4-NOT transcription complex subunit 2. Bases 138 to 1760 code for a protein of 540 amino acids. The transcript has 15 exons. Gene Ontology annotation, biological process: regulation of stem cell population maintenance; regulation of DNA-templated transcription; nuclear-transcribed mRNA poly(A) tail shortening. The record is from RefSeq and is a predicted model, not a curated record. Lineage: Eukaryota; Metazoa; Chordata; Actinopteri; Cichliformes; Cichlidae. Gene Ontology annotation, cellular component: CCR4-NOT core complex; P-body.
GGUGUCUGACAGUAGAGUUGAGUGGAGUAGAACAGAGUAGAGUGAUGGAGCCUUCCCAACAUCCUCCUGAUUGGCAGUGAGAUGUCGGCCAUCUUGGAUUGUAGCGGGGAAGAAGGAUUGAUGCGGUGACACGCGGCAUGUUUGGUGCUAACCGGAAGAAGUUUAUGGAGGGAGGGAUAGAGAGUGACUACCCGGACGACUCCAGUCUCUACUACAGCCAGCAGUCCAUGUUCCCUCCUCACCGUGCGGACAAAGACAUGCUGGCGUCUUCCUCUGCCUCCUCUACGGGUCAGCUGUCACAGCUCGGAGCCAGCCUGUACGGCCCGCAGAGUGCAUUGGGGUUUCCCAUGCGAGGCAUGAACAGCAGUGCAGCUCCUCCAUUGAGUCGCAGCGGGCUGAACCAGUCUGCCGGUCAGCUCUCCAGUACGCCCAAUGCCGGCUCGAUGCACACGCCCCCCUCACCCAGCAGGGGAAUACUGCCCAUGAGCAGCCGGAGUGUGCUCAAUCACAACCAGCAGGUGGGGGGUCCAACGGGGCAGUCAGGUGGGAUGGGAGGCGGAGAGCGUGGAGGUGGAGGAGGGAGGAGCGGCAGUAUGGGGAGUCCCAGCCGGUCGUCACCCAGCAUCAUCGGGAUGCCCAAACAGCAGCAAGCACGGCAGCCGUUUACCAUCAACAGUAUGUCAGGGUUCGGGGUGAACAGGAAUCCAGGCUUCAUGAACAACUCGCUAUCCAACAACAUCUUCAAUGGCACAGACGGCAGUGAGAAUGUGACGGGGUUGGACCUGUCAGAUUUCCCGGCAUUAGCUGACAGGAGUCGGAGGGAUGGAGGUUCGAAUCCCACCCCACUGCACAACCCGCUGACCGGUCGAGCUCCCUACGUUGGCAUGGUAACCAAGCCGUCCAGUGAGCAGUCGCAGGACUUCUCCAUCCACAACGAAGAUUUCCCAGCUCUCCCAGGGCCAAACUACCAAACAAAAGACCCCACCAGCACCAACGAAGACAGCAAAACGAAUCUGAACUCAUCGGGAAAGCCAGCCUCUAACUCAGAUGGUCCAAAGUUCCCCGGCGAUAAGAGCUCUGCACCGAGCAACAACAACCAGCAGAAGAAAGGGAUUCAGGUGCUUCCUGACGGGCGAGUGACCAAUAUCCCUGGUGGCAUGGUAACAGACCAGUUUGGAAUGAUUGGCCUGCUGACGUUCAUCCGGGCAGCGGAGACCGACCCUGGCAUGGUCCACCUGGCGCUGGGCUCAGACCUCACCACACUUGGCCUCAACCUCAACUCGCCUGAGAAUCUCUAUCCUAAGUUUGCGUCUCCGUGGGCAUCGGCUCCAUGUCGACCGCAGGAUAUAGACUUCCACGUCCCCUCAGAGUAUUUAACCAACAUCCACAUAAGGGACAAGGUACCUCCUUCACAAGACACCCCAAAGUUAGCAGCUAUCAAGUUGUCUCGGUAUGGUGAAGAUCUGCUGUUUUAUCUCUACUAUAUGAACGGAGGAGACCUCCUACAACUGCUGGCUGCUGUAGAACUGUUUAACAGGGACUGGAGGUAUCAUAAAGAGGAGCGGGUUUGGAUCACUCGAGCUCCGGGGAUGGAGCCCACACUGAAGACCAACGCCUAUGAGAGAGGGACCUACUACUUCUUCGACUGCCUCAACUGGAGGAAGGUGGCCAAGGAAUUUCAUCUGGAAUAUGACAAACUAGAAGAGCGACCUCACGUUCCCUCCACCUUCAACUACAAUCCUGCCCAGCAGGCCUUCUGAUUGGCUGUCUCUCCUACUGCCUGCCUGCCAUUGGCCCUCCUGACCCCAUUAGGUUUUUCCACCGGCACACACUGAACGGGGAGGACAUCCUGGCUCCUGUCCUCCUCUCUGAACAGACUUCAUCCUUUUAUUUUUUUCAUAUUUUUGUUCCUUCUUUACCUCAUUAUCGUUAUUAUUAUUUUUUUAAAUUUCACACUUCUCCAUCAGUUUGAUUUGGCUGGUCUGUGAAGUGGACCACAGGCUCGAUACACAGACACAAGCACUGCAAAGUGUCCAUCUGAUUGAGUGACUCAUGUUUCUGCUCAGUCUUAAGAAUCGACUAUUUUUGUCUCCAGAAGCUUUUAAGAGAAACCAGAUUUUAACACAGGAAGUGAUCACCUUUCAGGAUGGAUAAUUAUUUCCCACUGUGUUGCACCUCUCUGAAACCUGGCGAUAUCUUUAACCCACUCUCUUUUAUCAGGUUUAUCCCCCAGCAUUACAAACCAGAGCACAUCAUCAGACAGUCAGGAGGACAUGCAAUGUACAUUGUAGCACUAUUUCAUAAUAAAAGAGGAAAAAAUAUCCUUUUUUUCCCCUUUGGUUCCUUUGUGUUAUAAAGCGGGUUUAAUUUAAAGAGACAGGUGAGAGUGCAGCAGGUGAUUUCAUACUGCAGGGAGGUCUUUCACAGGUGGACACGUUCCCUUUAUACCUCGAGGAAAAGGCAGGAAAUCUCUCUUUUUUUAAAUUACGUUUUUUAUACAUAUUUCACCAUCUGCAGUUAUUUUAUCCUCCUGAGGUGGCAGCCUGUUUAAAAAUGAAAAAGAAAAAGACAUUAGGUUUUUGGGGUUUUUUUGUCAUUUGAAAGACAGAAAUCUGAGGUUGGCAUUUAAGAAAACCGAUUUGUCUUUCUGGAUGAUAAUGGCGUUAAAUUGGAAAUCUGGUGAAUGCCAUUUCAGAUUUAUCUACUACAAAUCUUGUUUUCAGCUUUUUCAAGAUGGAGAAAAAAGAAAAUAAUUUCUUUUUCUUUUUUUUAGAUUUUCCUCCUUUGCGUCGGAUCAUAUGUUAGUCCAUGCAGAAGUCAGCUUUAGUUUGGUGAAAUAACUGACACUUGCCAUAUAAGAACAGUUACAACAAAAAUAAUUUUGAGUUUUGCUGCCUCAUAAUCGGGUUCUCACCAUAGUAAACAUGGCUGUUUGGUAAAGCAAAGGGACUCAGUUUGUCUUGCUUUAUUUGAAUAGAAAUCAGCGCACUUUUCUCAAGUUCUCGUUGAUUAGAUAAUCAGAAAAUGUCUGCUGUGUUUAAGUAAAUAAAACCCCAAAUCAGAUUCUCCUGGCUCUGGCUAAAACCUGAUCAGGAGGCACCAAUCACUACCCUGACCUUACAGCUACAAAGACGUUGGGAUGAUUGGUGAUGCUAAUGUUGUCUGUUGUUCUCUGUUAGCCUGUUCAGGGUUUAAUCUCCCAGUUUAUCCCACUGUCAGUUUAUCCUGAGGAUAAGUGGCCAUAAUAUUUAAUAGGAUGGAUUUAUUGUUGGAUAGCUGCACCUAUUUCUACUCCUGCGAUCUGUUUGAUAUUUUAAUUGUUAUUCUUGCAAGGCUUCUGCCUGGAGAUCAAAACUCAAACUCUGCUGCCUGUAUCCACUUUUAAAGAUUACAGUUACUUGCUGCACUGAAAGCCCCCCACAGUGAGUCACACAGUUUCCCACUGAGCGGAGGUCUGUACUGAAAUGCAGAACCUGGGGUUUAGUGAGGUAGCUUCAGGUUUAACCCCAGGUGCUCCAUCAGCACAUGUAGAAAGCUCCACCUGCUGCUUUUCACCUAUUUUAUGUUAAUUUUUGUUAACACUGCUCUCUGCUUCUCAAACUUCCUAUUUCUUUACCUUUAACAUUAUUUUCUUUUUUCUUUUUUUUCUUUUUUUAAAAUUAAAUUUUGUUCCAACUGUUUUCUGCACGGUAACAGUCAAACCAAUUGGAUCCUCAUGACACCGCCACCACCUUGCUUGUAAGCUACAGCCAGGAGAUAAUUAGCAUCAUUAGCAAAAACACUGGAAGUGGACACUGGCAGCCCGGCUCUCAUGGGUCUGUUUAGUUUAAUCUGCUACAUACACUUUGUUGUGUUGGGACCAGUUAAAACUAUACUCCAAGGAAAUUCUGAUUUUUACACUUUUUAAAGCCGCUUAAACAAACAUACCAUCCUAAUCGUGAGGUGCUUUUCUUGUGGGCAGACCUAAGCUACCUGUUAAAGCCCAUUCAAUCUUUAUGCUAAGCUAAUUAGCUCAUAGCUGUAGCUUGAGAAAGUUUCAAAAAUCCAAAAAUCAUCCCAAAAAGUUUUUAUUUUAAGGCUUUGAAUUUUUCAUAUCUUUAACUGCCAGGAGACACCAGUGUCCAGUUAUGUAUAUGUAUUUUAAAUAUGUAUACAUAAAAGUGAGGCAGUAUUUUUAUGGAAAACAAAAAGGGGUAAAAACGGAAAAGAAACCCCUCCCUCUUCAGCUGGCCGUCACUUAACGAUGCAAUACUCCACUUCCUGUCAUGGAGAUGGUUUCCAGGGGACCACGCGCGACUCCGCCCACCUACUAGCAACAACAAUCACUGGGGGAGGGGAGGGGCCAGCUAGUUCGCACUGCAGCAGCAAAGCCAAGGACACGCCCACAGACCUGUGUGACCUGUCUGAGGAGUUUUGAUUGGAGGAUGAGGACUGAGGCACUUGGCCGUUGGCUGUUUUAUUAAAUAUGGCAGCUAGUGUUUUAAUAGAAAAAGAAUAAAAUAAAUAUUCUGGUAAUGAAACUGAAA